Molecule: messenger RNA, 1071 nt
Organism: Aspergillus saccharolyticus JOP 1030-1
Lineage: Eukaryota; Fungi; Ascomycota; Eurotiomycetes; Eurotiales; Aspergillaceae
Product: putative mitochondrial outer membrane protein (Sam35)
Exons: 3
Coding region: 132-1025 (297 amino acids)
Biological process (GO): mitochondrion organization
Cellular component (GO): SAM complex
Source: RefSeq, a predicted model, not a curated record
CUUGCCCAAUUCACCUGCCUUGGGGCCAGAACGCCACAGUACCUGGUACUGGAACUUAAGAUCUCUUACUACAUAAACUCACUGUUCUCAAUAUUACUCGUUCUCCGAAUUCUUCGAAAACUCCUCCAUCAAUGACUUCGGAUCGCCGUGAAGCCCCGGGCCAAACGCCGGAUAAUGCCACUGCGGCCGCGCGCGCUCGAGAUUUCUUCUCUGUCCCUGCGCCGGUCAAGCGCAUUUUCGACCGCUUUCCUCUCGUCACAUAUCCCCCUAAUGAUCUUCCGUAUUGCUCUUGGUCCAAUCGACAAGGAAAUCGAUUGUUUGUCUUCACAGAUGCCGCCGGUGCCAGGCACGGGAGGCCGUCUUUUAACCCUCAGUGCCUCAAGUGGCAGGCAUACUUGAGAUUCGCUGGAAUAGAUUUCGAUAUUAUCCCGUCCAGCAACCACGCAUCUCCCACCGGCGCCCUUCCUUUCCUUCUCCCCGCACUACCCGUCGGCAACAACGCCCCUAUCCCUUCCAACAAACUUCAAAAAUGGGCCAUUGAGCAAGUUCACUGCGAAGAGGAGCAACAGUUGAACACGCGCUUCGAAGUAUACGCAUCAUUGCUGGACCACCGGAUACGAAAUGCUUGGCUGUAUACUCUGUACGUCGACGCUGAGAACUUCGAUGCCGUUGCCCGACGUCUUUAUGUGGACCCGAGCACCACGAACCCCGCCGUCCGGGCGGCUUUAGCGUUGCAGCUCCAGCAGGCUGCGCGGGCGGAGCUCCUCAAGACGUCAUCCUUCAUUGACGCCGCCGCGCUGGAAGCGGAAGCGGGUGAGGCAUUCGAGGCCUUGUCGACACUUCUCGGGGAUAACCUGCACUUCUUCGACCGGCCCAACCCCGGCUUGUUCGACGCUAGUGUCUUCGCGUACACGCACUUGAUCCUGGACGAGAAGAUGGGUUGGAAGCGCAAUCGGUUGGGACAGCUGCUGCGACGCCAUGAGAACCUUUUACAACACCGCGAAAGACUACUGAACCUCUUCUAGAGACGCAUGAGGGAGGAAAGAGAAGAAAACUUAGCCACACAUAAGC